CAGUGCGUUUUGCUCUGUCCUUUCGUACCUGAAUGGAACCUUCCUGUGCUUCAAGAGCGAAGAGAGCCAAGCGGGCGAGAGAGAGCUGCCCUUCUUUGCCCUUUUCUGUUCUUGAGGACGCGAGUUAUCCAAGUCUAGGCGGAUGCCGUGGUCUUCUCAGUGCUGAUGGGCAUGAGGCAGUGGUUGCCCUCAUAGAAAGCAGAUCACGCGAGGUGGGCUUGGCUGGAGUGUGCUGUCGGUCCAUGGAGUUUGAGUUGACGCAGUUCAGCGACACAACUUCAUACAGUCGGACUACAUCAGCCGUCCUAGCUGCAGACCCAUCUGCUGUGCUGGUCAGCGGGAAAAGAUCACAUCUUUGAGAUCAUCGACCGUGUAUUCCUUGUCCUCAAUCUGAGCUGCAGUCAGAGUCACGGUGAUGUAGUUCAGCGGCUGGUCGACCAGGAG
Durusdinium trenchii is the source of this 444-nucleotide messenger RNA. The record is from the annotation of a GenBank genome assembly. NCBI's taxonomy places the organism in Eukaryota, Dinophyceae, Suessiales, Symbiodiniaceae.